This is a messenger RNA of Dromiciops gliroides (monito del monte), 258 nucleotides long. RefSeq names its product 40S ribosomal protein S28-like. Gene Ontology annotation, cellular component: ribosome; cytosolic small ribosomal subunit. Gene Ontology annotation, biological process: maturation of SSU-rRNA; ribosomal small subunit assembly; translation. NCBI's taxonomy places the organism in Eukaryota, Metazoa, Chordata, Mammalia, Microbiotheria, Microbiotheriidae. The record is from RefSeq and is a predicted model, not a curated record. Gene Ontology annotation, molecular function: structural constituent of ribosome. The transcript has a single exon. Bases 1 to 258 code for a protein of 85 amino acids.
AUGGACACUGGCCGCAUGCAGCCCAUCAAGCUGGCUCGGGUCACCAAAGUUCUGGGCCGGACCGGUUCUCAGGGCCAGUGCACCCAGGUGCGCGUGGAGUUCAUGGAAGACAUGAGCCGCUCUGUCAUCUACAACGUGAAAGGCCCCGUGUGGGAGGGGGACGUGCUCACCCUGCUCAAGUCGGAAGAGAGGCCCGGAGGCUGCGGUGAAACCCGCAGGUGGAGGCCCCUAGGCUGCUGCUUGUGGAAGGACUGCUAA